Notolabrus celidotus (New Zealand spotty) is the source of this 645-nucleotide messenger RNA. RefSeq lists its product as uncharacterized. The transcript has 4 exons. The record is from RefSeq and is a predicted model, not a curated record. NCBI's taxonomy places the organism in Eukaryota, Metazoa, Chordata, Actinopteri, Labriformes, Labridae. Bases 10 to 618 code for a protein of 202 amino acids.
GUGGCUGAGAUGGACCCUCAGGACCCCCUUCAGCCACAGUCUUCUGGGGCACUCCCACUCUUGUGGCCAGAGACCCUCCCUGUGCAAGAUCACAAGUGGGUGUCUGCAGCUCUUUUUAAGGUUGGAGCAAGUGGAAAGCUGGAGCUGCGUGACUCCCUACAGCUUUGGUACAAUCCUCCACCACCAGCCCUGUUGUACCACCAGGCUCCCACCCCUGACCGUUUCUUCUCCCACCGUCUCUUCCUGUGGAUGCCAUAUAGGCUGUGGAAGGUGCGGUUUGUUUGUACCAACCCUAGCUGUACAAGACAUCCACUAGCUGGGGGUGGCUUGCACAGGAGAGUCAGGAAGGUGCUAGACAUAGACUGCUUCUAUGUCCUUGCUGCAGAGACACUGAUCUGCAGCAAGUGCAGAAGCAGCUAUGUCUCUACUGGUCAGAACAUCCUCCAGCAACUUGACCUGGCCCACCGAUCCGAGUUCAGGGUCAUCCUUACACGCAAGUACGCCUGUGACAUACGUGUCAUUCGCCUCAUGCGUGAACGAACACUUGGAAAUGGGCCUGCACGAAUCGUCAGACAGCUGAAGGAAAACCACAGUGAGAUAAACUCCAGCAAAAUGUAAAAUAUUAUCAUCUAUCCCAUCCAUUAU